Molecule: messenger RNA, 1713 nt
Organism: Rubroshorea leprosula
Lineage: Eukaryota; Viridiplantae; Streptophyta; Magnoliopsida; Malvales; Dipterocarpaceae
Source: the annotation of a GenBank genome assembly
AAAUCAUAGUGUAGCUUACACCUGCGUAAGUUAAUUAUAUGUCUUUAGUUCUGACAUUAGUUUUUUUUUUUUUUUUUGGCAAUUAUUUCAGUUGACGAGGAGAGAAAGGAGUCUAAGAGAAAUAGUAUAGAUGAGAAAAAGAUAUGUAGGAUGAAACUCCUCUCCAAUGGAGAAGAUUCUUGCUUGUCGCUUAGAAUCCAGCCAGCAAAGAUGCUUAACACUUGAUGAAAUUGUGGACCAUCUUCUCACCAUUUACCCUGAAUACAGGCAUAUUAGGCUGCAGCCGUUUACCAGGAAGAUACAACAAGCUCUAGAUUCCUCGGAAUCAUUACAACAGCAAAGUACUAGAAAGAUAGAAAAGCCUUCCCCUUCUAUUAUAAAUCUGGAUGAUGAUGAUGAUGAUGAUGAUGAUGAUGAUGAUGAUGAUGAUGAAGUCGAUACAACUCCCUCGAAGAAAAAGCCAAGGAGAAUUUAUCAAAGUGGAGAGAAUUUGCAGCGUCUAGAAAAGUUACACGUCAAAUGGAAACAGCUUGAGCAUGACCAUCCAUCAAUGUUAUUCGAGUCACAGCCCAAGUCUUUGUCGCUGUUAUCAUCAUUUGAUGAAGAAGAAGAUGGAGCUGUUUCAACUUCAGAAGAUGCAAUUUAUGGUGAGAAAGUGGGGGCUCAGUAUGAUCUAACGAAGUCAAUUCUACGAGCAACUUACGCAGAAUGCAACAACUUAAAAUCAAGCUGGGAGAAAAAAAAUGCAGAGGUGGAGACUGCUAGGAGUAAGGUGAAUAAGAUUAGGGUUGAUUUGAGUAACAGAGAUGGAGGUGUGAAGAGGGUGGCUGUUGAAGUUAGAAAGGACAUAAACAGCUCAGUUUCUGAUGGUGUUAAUAGCAUGGAGGUGAAGGGAGAGGAGGGAUCAAGGUUUGGAGACCUAGGGGGCAUUAAGGGAGUGCUAGAGGAGUUGAAGAAGAAAGUUAUAGUGCCACUUUACCAUCCGCACUUGCUACGGUUGUUGAGUGAGAAACUAAUGGCUGGGAUUUUGCUGCAUAAGCCACCUCAUUGUAUUGAUGCCUUCAGCUUUCAAAUAUUUUUCUGAGUUGUGCAGUCAAGAGAUAAAGAUUCAAGUUUUGAGAGCUUUGAUUCUAGACCAGGUUAUGUUUUAGUAAUUGGAGCUAUCAAUAGGCCUGAUGCUGUUGACCCUGCUCUAAGAAGGCCUGGAAGGUUUGAUAGUGAGAUUUUUCUAGGAGUUAUUGAUGAAAUUGCAAGGGUUGCGAUCCUUUCUUUGCUUACACGCAAUCUUAAACUUGAAGGUUCCUUUGAUCUUCUCAAAAUGGCUAGGGCUACACUAGGUUUUGUUGGGGCUGAUUUAGAAGCCCUUGCAAAUGAGGCUGGAAACCAUGGUUGCCUGAGGAAAUGGAAAAGUUUACCAUCAUUAAGGCUAACUUUGAGGUAAUUUGUAAUUUGACUUUCUCUUUUUGUUUAUAGCUAGGCAACCUAAUUCGUAUGUGUUGCUUAAUGUAGGUUUCAGGAAAAUUAUUUGAAUGUCUAUCUCAAAAUUUUAGUUUUGUUUGUUUUCAAUUAUAUUUAUAUUGGUGUACUAGCUUAACACAAUGGUGCCUAUUGCCUUUCAUGUUUUUAUUACUUGCAAAAAGUAGCAAAAUUGGUUCAACCUUCAUCAAGAAGAUUCCUAAUGUUUGCUAUUCAAAAGAAAAACACCUAAAUUUC